ACUUUCGUUUCGGCCUCCUCCGCUUGCUCCUCCUCAAUAUGCUCGUCCUCAACAUCUACUAUGGUUAAGUGACGUACUGUUGAGGCUUAAAGUAUUCAUAGUCUAUUCCAUAAUCGGCAUCAUCAAAACCAUCGGAGUGUACAUCAUCAUAGCAAGGAUUUCAAUUGGGUUGCUAUUUUUUAUUGUAUUGCUGGCCUAUAGAUUCCGACGAACACACUUGUCCAUUGAUGAUACCAUUGAAAACUUUCUCCAGAGUCGAAACAACUUUAUGCCAAUUAGGUUGUUACGCUUAAUUAUAUUGCCGGCAUAUAGAUUCCGAAGAAGACUCUUGUCUAGAGAUGAAGCCAUUGAAAAUUUUCUCGAGAGUCAAAAUAACUUCAUGCCAAUUAGGUACUCCUAUUCAGAUAUAAAACAGAUGACCAAAAGUUUCAGGGAUAAGUUAGGUCAAGGAGGAUAUGGGUCGGUGUUCAAAGGCAAGCUCCGAUGUGGUGAUCUUGUAGCGGUAAAAGUGUUGGGCAUGUCAAAAGGUAAUGGACAAGAUUUCAUCAGUGAAGUCGCUACAAUAGGAAGGAUUCAUCAUGUCAAUGUGGUGCGAAUGAUUGGAUUUUGUGUAGAGGGAUCUAAAAGAGCUCUCGUGUAUGACUUCAUGCCUAAUGGAUCUCUUGAUAAGUUCAUUUUUUCAGGAGGAGAAAAGAAUGUUCCCCUCAUCAGUUGGGAGAGAAUGCAUGAGAUUGCGGUGGGAGUGGCUCGAGGGAUUGAAUACUUGCACCGAGGUUGUGACAUGCAAAUUCUGCAUUUUGAUAUCAAACCUCACAAUAUUCUCCUUGACAAAGGCUUUAUCCCAAAAGUUUCAGACUUUGGCCUAGCAAAAUUGUACCCCACAGAUGACAGUAUUGUUUCUCUCACUGCAGCAAGGGGAACAUUUGGAUAUAUUGCUCCAGAUUUGUUCUAUAAGAACAUUGGAAGGGUGUCAUAUAAGGCUGAUGUUUAUAGCUUUGGUGUGCUGUUGAUGGAAAUGGUGGGGAAAAGGAAGAAUGUGAAUGCACAUGCCGAGCACACAAGUCAAAUAUACUUCCCAUAUUGGAUUUAUGAUAAUAUCAAUCAAGGUGAGGACUUACAGUUGGGAGAUGUCGUUGUACAAGAAAAAAUGUCUGUAAGGAAGAUGAUUAUAACUGCAUUAUGGUGCAUACAAUUGAAGCCCGUGGAUCGUCCCUCCAUGAGCGAAGUCUUGCAAAUGCUGGAAGGGAAGGAGGCGCUACUGCAAAUGCCUCCCAAGCCUUUCCUCUAUUCCAACGAUAUGUCAAUGGAGGAUCAAGCAGACAACAACCCAACAGGAGUACCAACUUCAUCCCAUGCUGAGAUGAGCAUAACUAUUGAGGAUAUGUUAAGAUAGUAGUGUUUCAUUUUUUAUCAACUUAAUAAGUUUGUUCUCAUGUUCUCUAGACUUGGGAGCUUUUCAUUAGGAUGUACUAUAUGUUCGUGUUCAUUAGGAUGUACUAUAUGUUCGCGAACUCUCACAUUAUGAAUAGUAAAACAACAAUACUUAGACUUCACACUACGAAUUUAUUUGGUACGCGUUUUGUUA
This is a messenger RNA of Cornus florida, 1585 nucleotides long. RefSeq names its product rust resistance kinase Lr10-like. The transcript has 5 exons. Gene Ontology annotation, biological process: protein phosphorylation. The record is from RefSeq and is a predicted model, not a curated record. Bases 269 to 1393 code for a protein of 374 amino acids. Lineage: Eukaryota; Viridiplantae; Streptophyta; Magnoliopsida; Cornales; Cornaceae. Gene Ontology annotation, molecular function: ATP binding; protein kinase activity.